Messenger RNA from Vigna angularis (adzuki bean), 579 nucleotides. RefSeq names its product 4-O-methyl-glucuronoyl methylesterase 1-like. The transcript is spliced from 3 exons. NCBI's taxonomy places the organism in Eukaryota, Viridiplantae, Streptophyta, Magnoliopsida, Fabales, Fabaceae. Bases 1 to 579 code for a protein of 192 amino acids. The record is from RefSeq and is a predicted model, not a curated record.
AUGACAAGAGAAGGUUCAGAACGUCAUGAUAAAGGAAAGGGGGUAGCAAGGCCUAAAAAUAGGCAACGACACGCACCAAAGUAUGUACUUAGGGUGCCUGCUACACUACCUAUCACUGCUGCCCUCAGUCCAUCAUCUAUGGGGCCUUCUCCUACCCCUACCGUACACCCUCCUCCUACCCUUGCAACAAACAUUCUUCCUCCUCCUGUGAUUAUUACCCCCACUCCUCCCCCUGUGAGUAUUACCCCCACUCCUCCUCCUACGAUUAUUACCCUCACUCCUCCCUCUGUGAAUAUUACCUCUAUUGCUCCCCCUAACCCUACUUCUAUACCUUUCUCAUCUUUUAUACCACCUUCUGAGACUGCCACACCAUCUGCUGAUCCAGAUUUAGCUGAUGAUGAGUUUCGUAAUAAGUGUGCUACAGCCCAGAGGAACAGAGCUUCUGAAAAGAGUGGCACCCUGCAUACUGGUGGGUCGAUCACCGUUCAUGAGCAUGGCUUUUGUAUGUGGAGGGAAUUGGAGGAGUACAAAACACAAGAAAUCGUCGCCAUAGAACGCCGCCUAAAGACACGAGAAUAA